Molecule: messenger RNA, 1958 nt
Organism: Prorocentrum cordatum
Lineage: Eukaryota; Dinophyceae; Prorocentrales; Prorocentraceae
Source: the annotation of a GenBank genome assembly
CUCGCGCGGGGGGCUUCCUCAGAAUUUGCGCAGGAAUCACGAUAUUGUGUGGGAUUUCUUCGUAAUGUAUAUAGACGCCGCGCCCUCGACAUGAGGGGGUACGCUUGUGGCGUGAAGGAGCCGUACUGACGAUGCCGAGAAGCUGCGUCAGAGUUCGCGAGACUUCCUCGGACCUUGGAUUCAGCGGCGGCUCCGCGAUGGAGCCAACUAGCUAAUGCACGCGGAUAGCCGCAAUCGCAAUAUUUGCCGUCGCCCCCGCCCCAUGCUUCCAGCCUCGAUGAAUCGUGGCACCUUGCAUGGCGCAAGCUUUUCGGUGCUUUUUUUUGCGGCCCCUUGACCGCCACCCGCGUCAGGCGCCCCCCCGAGAGACCAUGGCCUGCCACAUGGACGCCGUGCUCCAGGAGCUCGCCGAGCACCUGGACAUGCCGACGCUCCUGAGCUUCGGGGCAUGCGGGCGCGCGGCGCACUGGCUGGCCAUGCGGGCCGCGGACGAUCGGGCCCGCGCCUCCUUCGAGGGGGUCUGCCCCCUCCUGGGCUGGGGCCGACCCGGCCCCCACUGGCGUAGGCUGGGCAGGUCCUUGAAGCCGAGGCAUCGGCUACACGUAAGAGUGACCCGUCGCUGGAGUGACCUUUGGUGCGGGCACAUUGGGGUCCCCACGUGGCCGAAUGCCUGCCGACAGCAGCGGGUUGCGCGCUCUGAUUUGGCCCCCAGCGCCCUCCCCCCCCCCAAAGCCGCACGCCAGAGGCCACUCUUGCCCAGGGGUCGCUCUCGCGUGCAGCCGAAGGCAGCUCUGCUUCCACCCCCGCGGUGCGGCGCCGAGCGGCACCCGGCUGCUGGGGGCGGUCCUGGGCACGCGGGGCCCGUGGUUCGUGGAGUUCGAGCUGACGGUGGCCAGGGCGCCCAAUGGCACUCCGUGCGUGGGUUUGCUGGAUGCCCGUGCCCAGCUGACGCCAGGGCAGCUCGAGUCCGGGAAGGUUCCGCGGGACCUGAGCCGCGUGGGCUCGGAGGAGUUCGCGGUGUCGUUCAGCCCGGAGUCCGGCAAGGUGUUCGCCAGUGGCCUCCCGGGACAGAGAACGCCAGUGUGCACAGCGGGCUUGAAUUGGAGACAGAUUGGCGACUCGUCUAUGUCAUGGAACGCCCCCUUGAAGGCGGGCUUAAUGAUUAAGGACAGACAGUUGACACUCUACCGAGGAAACAUGCACGGGCAGUGGCGUUCCAGUGGCGUGAUAUUAAGGGAAUUGCCAGACGAGGUCAUCCCGGCCGUGUUUAUGACUUCCUUUGUUGGUUUCGCGAGUGUCAGAUUUCUGAAUUUGUGGCAGUCACCACCAGAUGUCUGUUGCGCCGACUGCGACAUGUCUGGCCAUGGCUUGAAGCACGAUUGGUGCACGUUUCCAUCUUCUAAUCAGUAAUUAAUGGUCCUGCUGUUCUCCUGGCUAGAAUUCGGCAUCUUCGCUGCCAAGGCAUACGAAUUCGAGCCUCGGUUUCGAGGGCACGUUGAGGAACAAAUACAUCAAGUUCGAGACUCUGGCAAUGCGAGAGUUCAGGAGGGGUGAUUAUCAGGACCGUCUGAUAUCUGUCUGAAGCGCCAGUGUCGGAGGCGUGUGCAUUACGGCGAGGGGUGCGCAGAUCAAUUGUGUUGACGGCAAUUGUUGAGGUGUGGGGAGAUUUUGUUGUGAGGGUCACGUUUUCGAAUCGAAUAGUGGUCUGGUGUUGACGUUCAGCCGUUGCGAGGCUUUCAUAGCUUAGUAAGCGUAGCGUCCGUCACCACGAGGGAGGCAAAGUCGCCCCUUUCGAGGCGUUCGGUCUGAUGUUGCGCGCAUUUCUCGCGCGCUGGUUCGCAGGGGACAGAUCCUGCUGUACAGUCUGCUAGUAUUCAGUGCCAAGGUAGGGGGUGCAAGGCCACAUUGCUCUGCACACUCAGUUCCGGGAAGCAACGAACAAAGAAGCAUACAUCGUU